GGCGUGCGGCCCCUCGGUGACAGCGGGGAUCCUCUCGGCCGUGGUGGCAGUGGAGGGGCAGCCGGUGAUGCUGCAGACCACCUGCGCCGUGCACGGGGGCUCCAGCGGUGGCCCCCUCCUGUCCUCCCGCAGCGGGUGCCUCAUGGGGAUUGUGGCCAGCAACACCCGGAACCACGGUGCGGGGGCCACCUACCCCCACCUCAACUUCUGCAUCCCCAUCACGGUCCUGCAGCCCCUUGUGGCUCGGUACCGUCGCACCCGCGACCCCGGCGCCUUCGCCGGGCUCAACUGCGCGGCACAGGGGGUGCGGGCGGCCUGGAAGCUCCAGCGGCAGCCAGGACCCCCCCAGCAAGCUCUGACCCCCCCAUCCCAGGGGGCUUGUGCCGUGGACCCGAGGGGCCAAGGUGCCCGGGGGUGGAGCUGCCACGGCCCCUCUUCGCUGUGGGGCCCGAGCACCUGGACCCCGCAGAGCCGGUGGAGGGUGGGCACUCUGGGGCGGGGGACACCACACAGUGCCUUUGCCAGCUGUUGACAGGCCCAGAUUGGGGAGA
Empidonax traillii (willow flycatcher) is the source of this 551-nucleotide messenger RNA. Its product is annotated as peroxisomal leader peptide-processing protease-like. Lineage: Eukaryota; Metazoa; Chordata; Aves; Passeriformes; Tyrannidae. The record is from RefSeq and is a predicted model, not a curated record. Gene Ontology annotation, cellular component: peroxisome. The transcript has 2 exons. Gene Ontology annotation, molecular function: serine-type endopeptidase activity. The coding region runs from base 68 to 532 and encodes 154 amino acids. Gene Ontology annotation, biological process: protein processing; regulation of fatty acid beta-oxidation.